AUGACGGCCACGCAGAGGUAUUUCCCCAGCGUUUCUCUUAGUCCAACUGCCUAUCCUCCUGGUCCUGGGCCUGCUGCUGCUCAAAUGCCGCGCUUACUGAGGUCCGAGGAUGCGGCUGCGCCAGUCUGGAAGGAUAUGCAGCAGCGCUUGGGUCGAACGGCCUCUUCAGUGGCCACAACGGUUCCAGGAUCGCCACCCGACCAUGCAGCCUCGUCUGUGAUUGCAACAUCAGCAAGCCAGAGCCCAACGCCGUCGCAGCAACCUGCAAGACAGCUGAAGCCUACUCAACUGCUGGAGGUGAAGGUCGGGGAUUCCCCAUCGCCCACGCCCCCGGUGCCGGUGCCCGGCUCGCCCGUGGACCUGCCCUGGACUCGCCUGGCCUCCGGCAACCUGGAAGGUCUCGGGGAGGAAAGCAAAGCUGAUGAUCUUCGCCGAAGCAGAAGUAGAACCGAAAGCAAAGCAGAGGACGUCCCCAGCAGAGGUUCUGAACUCCAAGCCGCUGGAGGUGAAGCGAAAGCUGAUCCAAGCAUUAGGCAAGAAAAGAAAGCAGAUGCCAGACGCAUCAGUGAGGAUGCAAGAGCCAACAUCAGAAGCGCAGGCGAAGAGCGAAAGUCUGAUGCGAAAGCCAUAGAAUGGCGAGGUGAGGAGCGGAAAGCAGACCAUAGAAUCGCUGAGAGAGGUCCACCAGCAGAGGAGAGACGAGAAGCCAAGGGCCGAGGAGAAGAGCGCAAAGAUGCCCGGCCCAAAGGCGAUGACGCAAGAUUGGCCGGAAUGAGGGCCAGAGGAGAGGAUGCCAAGCCACGCAUCAAAGCUAGAGGUGAUGAGGCAAAGGUGCUUGAUGGCAGAACGAGGGGUGAAGAGGCUAGAGUCCGUAUGAGAGGUGAAGAGGUCAAGGUGGAGGCCAGGAGGCGGCAAACAGGCGAGGAGGCAAAAGACCUGAAGGACCUGCGGCGCAAGAGCCAAGAAGCCAAUGACAGUCCUGUGAGAAAGCCCGCAGCGAGGCGUGUGGAGAAAGGAAAGGAACCGCCAGGGAUCAGGGCGAGGGCAGCUCGAGAAGGCGAACCGAGAGCCGAGAAGUCAGCGGAAAAGCCGCCAGAGAAGCCCGUGAAGUUGGAGAAGCAAGACCAGGAUCCGCUUGCUCCUCCAGAAAGCUCGGCCUCAGCAUGGAGGAAGUGGAGGCUCCUGCAAGACGGAGACGAAACGAGGCCAGAGGACCAGCCCGAGGCCAGCUUUUGCCGGGAGAUGUUCAUCAGCCGCAGACACGGGCGGCCCGAGGACCACUACCGCGUUUUGGGCGUCCUUGGCAAGGGGUCCUUUGGUGUGGUUCGGAAAGUCCAAUGCCGGCAGACCAAGGCCAUGAGAGUGAUGAAGAUCGUGGACAAGCAAAAGGCUCUGAGUGGAGGAUAUCCUUUGAAGCUCAUCAUGGAAGAGAUCGACAAGCUCAAGUCCUUGGACCACCCGGCUGUCUUGAGGCUCUUCGAGUACUAUGCGGACUCGCGGUCCCUCUACUUAAUUACAGACCUUCUACCAGGUGGAGACCUGCUGGAGGCCGUGGAGAAAUCGUAUGCCGAAAAGAAGCAACUACCAGAAGCAUGGGUUGCAGCGGUUUUCAGGCAAGCAUGCGAAGGGGUGGCAUACUGUCAUGCGAAGGGCGUAAUGCACAAGGACUUGAAGCUGGAGAAUAUCAUGCUUUGCUCCAUUGAUCCACCAGAAGCCGUCGUCAUCGACGUUGGGUUAGCGGAGCUUUUCCCACCUUCCGAGGCCGACUCCUUCAAGUCAGCAGAUGCUGCAGGCACAUUGGCCACGAUGGCUCCAGAGGUCAUACGUGGCAGUUUUUGUGCCAAGUGUGAUGUGUGGUCGUUGGGCUGCUGUCUCUACGCGCUGCUGUGCACACGGCCAAGACGCCUGAGGGACACGCCUCUCCCCGAAGAUGCGAAGCCGGAAGACGAUGACCCAAGUUGCUAUUACAAUUACUUCUAUCCAUUCCGGCCUCCGUUGGGCGAGUCUCGCACAGAGCUCAAGGCCUAUAUCGAGCGGCAGAGACGAGGGCCUGAUUUGGCUCGUUUGCGUUGCUCCGCAGUUGCCGAUGAUUUGGUGAAAGACCUACUGACCUUUGAGGAGCCGACAAGGCCGCACAUGCAGGCAGUCCUGACGCACCGGUGGCUGCAAGAAUCUCGGGAGCGAGAGCAAGUACUAGGAGCUGGUCAGGUUGACAGUCUUCUUCAGUUUCACCGCACCAACGCUCUGGCGCAGGCAGUGCUCUUGGACAUGGCGUCACAGCUGCCGCUGGCACAGCUCAGAGAACUGACACAGCUGUUUGAGUCCAUGGACAAGGACGGGAAUGGCAUGCUAGACCGGGGAGAGCUCACAGAAGCCUUAAUGAAGGCUGGCCUGGAGGGGGAGCCUGCAAAGCAGGCUGCCGUGCGGCUCCUUGAUGAUGGGGGCGGUUCUGUGGAGUUCUCACGUUUUGUUGCGGCGUUGGUGCCAUCUUGCCGCGAGCUCCUUACAGCCAAGCUUCUGCGAAGCAGUUUCGACAGGCUGGAUGAGAAUGGUGACGGCUUCGUGAGUCGAGCAGAGCUGCAGCGAUUGCUGGAGAGAGCUGGCUCCAGACUGUCGCAUGCACAGCAACAGCUGGAAAAGAAAGAUAGGCAUGUGGUGGUUCAGCAAAAGAGCGAUCGAGUGCCAGAUUCCUCAGAUGAGGAUGUCUGCGUUUCGAGCGAGUCCAAGCGGCUCCGGGCUGCCAAAGCAGCACGCAAGGCCUUCGACGGCAUCAGCGGCGAAGGUCGCGUGCGUGUGUCCUUCGAGUCUUUGCAAAAGCUUCUGGGAGAUUUUACCUCCUGA
This is a messenger RNA of Symbiodinium pilosum, 2841 nucleotides long. The record is from the annotation of a GenBank genome assembly. NCBI's taxonomy places the organism in Eukaryota, Dinophyceae, Suessiales, Symbiodiniaceae.